AUGUUAUCAAUCGAGAGAAAAAGAACAGAAAAAGUUGAUUUUAGUAAACCAUUAACUAAAUAUAUUAAAGAACAAUUUAGUAAAGCAGAAUCAGAUCAACAUGAAACUCAAAUUGCAACUUUAAAUGGAUUAAGAGAAGAUGUUAGAAAUUUACAAGAAAGAACUGAAACUUCAAAAGAAAUGGUUUGGAAAUAUUAUUCAAUUUUAUCAUCAUUAGAAUUAAGAUUUCCAAUUAGUGAAAAUAAUGUAAGAAUUUCAUUCCCAUGGACAGAUUCAUAUAGACAAAGAAAAUCAACAUUGUAUAGUAUUUAUUUUGAAAGAGCAUCAGUAUUAUUUAAUUAUGGAUCGAUAGUAUCACAAAUAGCAUCAUCAACCAAUAGAUCAAAUAUAGAGGGAGUUAAGAAAGCAUGUAAUCAAUUUCAAUUGGCAGCAGGUGUAUUCAAUAAGUUGAGAGAAUAUGCAUCAUUACAUCCAGAAUGUUCAACAUCAGCUGAUUUCUCAUCAGAAUCAUUACAAGCAUUAGUAACCAUAAUGUUGGCACAAGCUCAAGAAUGUAUCUAUGAAAAGGCUUCAAUGGAUAAUCUAUCAGAUUCAAUCCUUUCAAAAUUAGCUGCUCAAGUUGCUGAAUAUUAUGAUACAUUUAAUCAACUUUUAAAUUCAAAUUCUUUAAAAUCAAUUGUUGAUAGAAAUUGGAAUAUAACUGCAACAGUUAAAAGUUAUUUAUAUAAAGCUAUUUCAUUAUAUUGUCACGCAAAAGGGUUAGAACAAGUAUCACAAUUUGGUGAACAAGUUUCAAGAUUAAUGAUUGCAGUUGAUAAUAUUAAUCAAUCAAAAGUAAACUUAGCCAAAACAGCACCAAUUGAAUUGAAAGAGAUUGUUGAAAGAUAUGUAAUUUCAAUCACUAGAUAUUGUGAAUCAGCAAAGAAGGAUAAUGAUACCAUCUAUCAUGACACAAUUCCACCAGCUCAUAAAUUAACACCAAUUGAGAAGAAACCAUUAGCAAAAGCAUUACCAUUACCAGAGAUUAAUUUUGUUGAUCCAUUCAAUUCAUUAGUACCAUUCUCUGUUAAAGAAGAUUCUGCAUAUUAUAAUGAUCAAAAAGAAACUUUAUUAAGAAAAGAAUUGGAUAAUAUUGAAUUUCAUAAUCAAUCUGCAAAAGCAUCAUUAUUAUCAAUGGGAUUACCAGGAUCAAUUGAAGCAUUAGAUGUUGGUGUACCAGUAGCAUUAAAAGAAAAGAUGAAUGUUGUUACAAAUGAACAAGGUGUUAGUAAUAUAACUAGAUUAUUAGAGAAUAUUCAACAAUUAUCAGAUGAAGAUAGUGCAAUUUGUUUAUCAGCUGGUAAUCUAUUGAAAAAGGAAGAAGAUGAAGAUAAUUUAAUGAGAGCAACCUAUGGUGCACAAUGGCACAGAACUCCAUCCUAUACAUUGACUGCAAAUCUAACUCAAGAUUAUGCAAAGUAUACAAGUCAUUUACAACAUUCCACUAAAUCUGAUAGUUUUAUUAGAAAGAAAUUUGAAGAUCAUAAAAAUUCAAUUCAAGAAUUAGAGAAUCAAACAGAGAUCAUUGCAUUGUUACCAACCAAUAAUUUACCAUCGGGUAAAAUAGCAGAGAUUGCAUCGUUGACAGUGUUGAUGAACGAUUUGGAUGCUUUGAUGGCCAAUAGAGAAUCGAUAGCAGAGAAACUAAAGAAUCUUUGCAAGAAGGAUGAUAUCACUUUGAAACUUUUAUCACCUCAAAAGGAUAAAUCUUUAAUUUACGCAGAGGAAAUCCAAAAAUACGAACCACUUCAAAUGUCUUUGAAUGAGAGUUUCUUGAAACAACAAAAACUCAUUGAAGAUAUUAGAAAAGAGAAUGAGAAAUUCACAAAUCAAAAAUCAAAACAAGGUAAUCAAAGAGAGGAAAUCCUUCAAAAGUAUGCAAAUGCUUACAAAGUCUACAAUGAGUUAAAGGCAAACUUGGAUGAAGGUACUCAAUUCUAUUUGAAUUUCCAAGAGAUUUUAAAUAAAUUUUUAAAUAGAUGUAAAGAUUUCACCACUGGUAGAGAGAAUGAAAAAAUUGAAUUAAAAAGACAAAUUGAAGCUGGUGUUAAUCCACAUUCACCUUUAACUUCACCUUCUCCAUCUUUACAAUCACCAGUUAAUAAUUAUCCAAAUCAAUUCUCUUCACCACAAUAUCAUACUUCACCAAAUCAACAACAACAACAACAACAACAAUAUGUACCAUCAUCUCAACCACCACCACAAUACUCUUAUAAUCCACAACCAUAUCAACCACCACAACAAUUUGGUGGACCAUUACCACCACCACAAUCUUUUUCUGCUCCACCACCACCACAAUCUUUUACUGCUCCACCACCUUAUAAUUCAAAUAAUAAACAUUAUUAA
Messenger RNA from Dictyostelium discoideum AX4, 2385 nucleotides. It is a transcript of the gene alxA, whose product is annotated as ALG-2 interacting protein X. Bases 1 to 2385 code for a protein of 794 amino acids. The transcript has 4 exons. Gene Ontology annotation, cellular component: cytoplasmic vesicle membrane; endosome; cytoplasm. Lineage: Eukaryota; Evosea; Eumycetozoa; Dictyosteliales; Dictyosteliaceae. The record is from RefSeq and is a predicted model, not a curated record.